AUGCGGUGCCACCCGUGCAAGCUGUCGGCGUGUGCUUUGUGCGUGCUGCUUCUCUGCUUGAUUUACGUGUUCCCCGUGUAUCGGGUACCCCGGGACGAGGAGAUCCUGGAAGAGGUGCUACGGCAUCAUGGCCACGCUUGGAAGAAAAACCAGACUGGCAUCGACCUUUAUAGGAAGCUGCUGAACGAGUGCUGCGCCCCCCAGCGUCUGUUCGCGUUGACCAAGGAGAACACGCCGGUGGGCAAAUCCUUAUGGUACGACCAAGAGUUCCACCGCUCUCACUUGGUCGAUAAUGAGUCCCACUCAAUAUUUGUGCAGGCCAGCCCUCUCCCGCUCCCCCUGAAGAAGUGUGCCGUGGUGGGCAACGGAGGCAUCCUCCGGCACAGCCAGUGCGGCCGCGCCAUCGACAAGGCUGACUUUGUCAUGAGGUGUAACCUCCCACCGCUCUCUAAAGAAUACGUGGAUGACGUAGGCACCAAAACGCACCUGGUGACGGCCAACCCAAGCAUCAUUGAGAAGAAAUACCAGAGCCUGCUGUGGCGUCGCAAGUCCUUCGUGGACUACAUUAAGGCGUACGGCUCCAGCUUCAUCUACAUGCCGGGCUUCUCCACGCUUGCCGGUACCGAAUUGUCUAAACGCGUCGCCUACACGCUGGCGGACUCUUCGUCCAACCUCACCAUGCUGUUCGCCAACCCUCACUUCCUGAACGUGGUGGGUCAGUUCUGGAAGGAGCGCGGCGUGCAUGCCCGCCGCCUCUCCACAGGCCUCUUUAUGGUCAGCCUGGCUUUGGGCCUGUGCGACGAGGUCAGCGUCUACGGCUUCUGGCCCUUGCCCACCGACCUGGAGAAGAAGCCUAUCAGUCACCACUAUUACGACAACAUGCAGCCCGACCGCUGGAUCCACGCUAUGCCCGAGGAGUUCGUGCAGCUGUGGGAGCUGCACAAAAGCGGGACACUGCGCGUCAAUCUGGGAAGCUGCGGUUAA
Molecule: messenger RNA, 984 nt
Organism: Nerophis lumbriciformis (worm pipefish)
Lineage: Eukaryota; Metazoa; Chordata; Actinopteri; Syngnathiformes; Syngnathidae
Source: RefSeq, a predicted model, not a curated record